CCUACAUUUUAUUUGAUGGUAAUUGAUGCAUUGAAAACACUUGAUAAUAAGACGGGUGUCUCUGUCAUUGCUAUUCGUUCUUUUAUUCUUGACAAAUACCCCACCGUAGAUCCUAAUAACACCAAAAACCGACUGAAAAAAGCUCUAGCGAAGGGGUUAGAAAAUGGAACCAUCAUGAGACCAAAAAAAUCAUCUGCAGAU
Messenger RNA from Lottia gigantea (owl limpet), 201 nucleotides. RefSeq lists its product as hypothetical. The record is from RefSeq and is a predicted model, not a curated record. Gene Ontology annotation, cellular component: nucleosome. The transcript has a single exon. Lineage: Eukaryota; Metazoa; Mollusca; Gastropoda; Lottiidae. Gene Ontology annotation, biological process: nucleosome assembly. Gene Ontology annotation, molecular function: DNA binding. The annotation marks the transcript as partial.